This is a messenger RNA of Fusarium musae, 888 nucleotides long. RefSeq lists its product as uncharacterized. The transcript is spliced from 3 exons. Gene Ontology annotation, molecular function: protein-succinyllysine desuccinylase activity; NAD+ binding; protein-malonyllysine demalonylase activity. The record is from RefSeq and is a predicted model, not a curated record. Bases 1 to 888 code for a protein of 295 amino acids. NCBI's taxonomy places the organism in Eukaryota, Fungi, Ascomycota, Sordariomycetes, Hypocreales, Nectriaceae.
AUGGCUCCUCACAACGACGUAGGCGCCUUUCACGAAGCUCUCCGCUCAAGUAGGCGCAUACUGGCGCUCUGUGGAGCUGGUCUCUCAGCAUCAUCUGGCCUACCAACUUUCCGAGGCGCUGGCGGCCUUUGGCGAAACCAUGAUGCUACGUCUUUGGCUACCAUGAGCGCUUUCGAGAAUGAUCCCGGUCUUGUGUGGUUGUUCUAUAACUAUAGGCGUCAUAUGUGCUUGCGCGCGGAACCCAAUCCAGCGCAUUAUGCUCUUGCGGCGCUGGCUGAGAAGAACAAGGACUUUUUGUGUCUGACACAAAACGUCGACAAUCUUUCUCAGCAAGCGGGCCAUCCACAGGAUCAACUCCGUACUCUACAUGGCUCUCUCUUCGACAUCAAGUGCACCAACUGCGAUUGGAUUCAACGAGGCAACCAUGAUGAUCCUUUCUGUCCUGCCCUCGCACCAGCUUCAGUCGAUGUAGAGCCAGGCAAACCGUUUCCUCUUCUUGACGCCUCGCAGCCUCUAGACCCAAUCUCGCCAGACGACAUUCCCAAGUGCCCUCAGUGCAAGACGGGCUUUCAAAGACCGGGUGUUGUGUGGUUUGGUGAAAAUCUGGACCAAGUUAUGAUGAUGGGUAUCACGAACUGGCUUCUCAAGGACAAAGUGGACUUGAUGCUUGUCAUUGGCACCUCAGCUCAAGUUUACCCUGCUGCUGGCUACAUCGAUAAAGCCAAACGUAAAGGCGCACGUAUCGCGGUUAUCAAUCCUGAGGCUGAGAAUGAGGAAGAGAUGUACAAGGUCAAGCCUGGUGAUUUUGCAUUUGGCAAGGAUGCUGCAGAGUAUCUGCCUAUACUCUUGGAGCCUGUCAUUGGCAAGCUUGAGGCGGACAAGAAGUGA